Nakaseomyces glabratus is the source of this 1659-nucleotide messenger RNA. It is a transcript of the gene HIS7, whose product is annotated as imidazoleglycerol-phosphate synthase. The record is from RefSeq and is a predicted model, not a curated record. Gene Ontology annotation, biological process: L-histidine biosynthetic process. NCBI's taxonomy places the organism in Eukaryota, Fungi, Ascomycota, Saccharomycetes, Saccharomycetales, Saccharomycetaceae. Gene Ontology annotation, molecular function: imidazoleglycerol-phosphate synthase activity; oxo-acid-lyase activity.
AUGUCUACGGUACAUGUUAUUGAUGUUGAGAGUGGUAACUUGCAGUCUCUGACCAAUGCAAUUGAAUAUCUAGGGUUUAGAGUCCAAUUGAUCAAGGACUCCCAAGAUCCUGAACUGCUGAAAGCAGAAAAGUUGAUACUGCCAGGUGUUGGUAACUAUGGGCAUGUGUAUGAGAAUAUAUUAUCCAGAGGGUUUGAGAAGCCCAUCAGGGAAUACAUAGCUUCUGGCAAACCGAUCAUGGGUAUUUGUGUUGGUCUACAAGUUUUGUUUAAUAGCUCUACCGAAAGUCCCUCCAGCGGCGGGUUUGGCUAUGUGAACCAUAGACUAUCUCGCUUCAAUGAUGAUGAAAAGCCAGUUCCUGAAAUUGGCUGGAACAGCGUCAUCCCAGAAAAGGACUUGUUCUUUGGCUUAGAUCCUUACAAGAGAUAUUAUUUCGUUCACUCAUAUGCUGGUAUACUAGAUGCAGCAACAGAAUCAAGCUUGAAAGCUGACGGCUGGAGGAUUGCGAAGGCUAAAUAUGGUUCUGAGGAAUUUAUUGCUGCAGUUUACAAGGACAAUAUAUUUGCUACUCAGUUCCACCCUGAGAAAUCAGGUUUGGCAGGUUUGCAUAUAAUUGAAAACUUUCUAAAACAGGCACAUCCAGGGUUACCAGCUUACUCAGAGGAUGAAAAGUCCUUGCUUGGCAAUGAUUACUCAAACUAUGGAUUAACGAGAAGAAUUAUAGCGUGUUUGGACGUACGUACUAAUGAUCAAGGAGAUCUCGUUGUUACAAAGGGAGACCAAUAUGAUGUCAGAGAGAAAAGUGGUGACAACGACGUAAGAAAUCUUGGUAAGCCAGUUCAAUUGGCUCAAAAAUAUUAUGAACAAGGUGCCGAUGAAGUGACAUUUUUAAAUAUUACAUCAUUCAGAGACAGUCCGGUGAAAGAUACCCCAAUGCUUGAAGUGUUGAGACAGACUGCGAAAAAGGUUUUUGUCCCAUUAACCGUUGGUGGUGGUAUCAAGGAUAUCGUCGAUCCGGAUGGAACCCAUGUUAGCGCUCUUGAAGUAGCAAGUCUGUACUUCAGAUCAGGUGCUGAUAAAGUCUCUAUCGGGACCGAUUCUGUUUAUGCUGCAGAGAAAUACUAUGCGAAUGAAGGAAAAGGGGAUGGUACAUCGCCAAUUGAAACUAUCUCAAAAGCUUACGGUGCUCAAGCAGUUGUAAUUUCUGUUGAUCCCAAGAGAGUUUAUGUUAACGAUCCAAGUGAAACUAAAAACAAAACAAUAAAAACAAAAUUCCCUAAUGAGAAGGGACAAGAUGUAUGCUGGUACCAAUGCACAAUUAAAGGUGGUAGAGAGAGUAGAGAUAUUGGUGUUUGGGAACUAGCUAGAGCGUGUGAAGCAUUGGGUGCUGGUGAAAUUCUUCUAAAUUGUAUUGAUAAAGAUGGUUCUAACUCAGGCUAUGAUCUUGAACUCAUCAACCAUGCUAAGGAAGCUGUGAAAAUUCCCGUUAUUGCGUCUUCGGGUGCGGGAAACCCUGCACAUUUUGAAGAAGGUUUCAAGCAAUCUGCUGCAGAUGCUUGUCUGGGUGCAGGUAUGUUCCACAGAGAAGAAUACACUGUAAAUGAUGUAAAGGAAUACUUAUUGAAAAAAGGGUUGAAAGUUAGAGUAGAUAAAAACUAA